AUGGCGGGCCACAAGCGGCUGUUCCAGCCGGGGAUGCUGGCCCCUGUGCCGCAGGGCACGAACUGCGGGCCCUGGUACAAAGAGAAUCUGCCGUCCAAGUGUUUGACCAAGCACAAGGACUGGCUGAAGUCCCCCACCUCCCUGAACGGCCGGCGCUGGGUAUUUGUGAGAAAGGGGCUGGACGACUUCAGGAAAGGCUGCCCCCCGCCCUGCAAAGGUCUCAUCACUCGGGGCCCUGAGGAAGGCUUUCUGCCCCGGAUUUAUCACAGAGCCCCACGACCUGCCCCAAAGAAGAGGCAGAACAAGUUGCCCAAGGAAGCAUCCCUGUCGUCCAAGCUCUCUCCAGCCCAGCGGGCCCAGGAGGCGUUCCUCGAGGAGGUGGCAGCCCGCCUGACCCCGCACCCCUUGGCUCUCUACCCGAAUCUGCAAGAAGCUAUGCCUGAAGAGCUCCUAUUAAAGGUGCUGGAAGUACUUGAUCCUGGCAGGAAGCUGGAGGACAUGUGGGCUUAUUGUCAGGACACCAGGAAAAGAAUGAAGGAGCAAAAAAAGCUUUUAAAGAAACGUUCUACCCAAGUCUACUUGGGACCUCCCAAGAAGACUCCUGUGUCACAUUCAGGCCAAUGGCUUUAUGAAGAGCUGCCAAUUAAAAUGGAUUUGCUCCAUGAAGAGUGUCCUCUUCUUCAUGAAAAUGGAAGCUCGAACAUUGAUGAAGACUUCAUCCUGAAGCAGUUUGACAUUGACUAUCAGAGCAAACCAAGGCAUGACGUGCUCCACACCAUGAGGCUAAACCAGGUUCCUCUGGAGCUAAAGUGUGGCAGGGGCCUACAUAAACCGCAGGAGCCAGAAUUCUUCCAGAAACUGGACUACAAGAGGAAACUCCAGAAACCACAGAAUCCUCAUAAACCAAAGUGGGUGAAGAUGCGGUAUGGAGCAUGGUAUCUGAACACCAGGUUGUGGAAAAAGCAAAGAGCAGAUGAACCUUUGGUUGACCCCAAGGUCUCACAUAAAGCUCAAGAUGAGAAUUUUAAGAAGGAUCUGCAGGAACAGGAGGAGUUACUUGCAGACCUUCAUGGGACAGUUGCCUUUAAGGAUUUCAUUGUAAGCAGGGGCUACAGGAUGCCAAGUUUCCUCGAGAAGAUGUAUAUUGGGAAGGAAUAUAAAAAGACUCCUAUAAAACUAACUCAAGCAUAG
Cynocephalus volans (Philippine flying lemur) is the source of this 1191-nucleotide messenger RNA. It is a transcript of the gene FAM47E, whose product is annotated as family with sequence similarity 47 member E. The coding region runs from base 1 to 1191 and encodes 396 amino acids. The transcript is spliced from 8 exons. Gene Ontology annotation, cellular component: chromatin. Gene Ontology annotation, biological process: protein localization to chromatin; transcription initiation-coupled chromatin remodeling. The record is from RefSeq and is a predicted model, not a curated record. NCBI's taxonomy places the organism in Eukaryota, Metazoa, Chordata, Mammalia, Dermoptera, Cynocephalidae.